Messenger RNA from Diaporthe citri, 1107 nucleotides. RefSeq lists its product as uncharacterized. NCBI's taxonomy places the organism in Eukaryota, Fungi, Ascomycota, Sordariomycetes, Diaporthales, Diaporthaceae. Bases 1 to 1107 code for a protein of 368 amino acids. Gene Ontology annotation, cellular component: mitochondrial inner membrane. Gene Ontology annotation, biological process: protein quality control for misfolded or incompletely synthesized proteins; mitochondrial protein processing. Gene Ontology annotation, molecular function: metalloendopeptidase activity. The transcript has a single exon. The record is from RefSeq and is a predicted model, not a curated record.
AUGCUCACACCACCGCCCCGAAUACAAACGCAUCUUCCCCGACGGAGCCCUCGCUUCUUCUCCCACUCGUCGACUUCCUUCCGACAGAUGGACCCGCGAAAACCACCAGAAUACGACUACGACCCGAACCUAGGUGACCCGUGGUACCACCACCGCCUGCGAAACGCGAAGCCCCUCUUCAGGGGCAACGCCAGGACGAUCCUGCGCUCCCCGCGCACCCACACCGUCGUCGUCGUCUCCAUCGCCCUCGCAGUGGCCUUCUACUUCUACAACCUCGAGGUGGUGCCCGUCUCCGGGCGCAGGCGCUUCAACUGCUACUCGGAGAACACGGUCAGGCAGAUGUCGGACAUGCAGUACAGGCGGCUCAUCUACGAGAUGGAGCGCUCGGGCGCGCGCUUCCUGGGCGACUGGGACCCGCGCACGCUGAUGGUGCGCCGGGUCAUGGCGCGGCUCAUCCCCGUGAGCGGCGUGGAUGCCGACGGCGAGGACGGCGCCGACUGGGAGGUGCACGUCAUCGACGACCGCUCCACUGCCAACGCCUUCGUCCUGCCGGGGGGCAAGGUCUUCGUCUACAGCGGCAUCCUGGGGCUCGCCCGCACCGAGAGCCAGCUCGCCGCCGUCCUGGGCCACGAGAUCGCCCACAACCUCGCCAAGCACUUUGGCGAGCGUCUGUCGCAGUCCAUCGGGGAGUCCUUCUUCCUCGGCUCCGCCCUCAUGCUCCUGGCCGCCACCCCGCUCAUGUUCGUCGCGGGCUGGCUGUUUGGCGGAGACCUGCUGGGCCUGCUGUUCUCGCGGCCCAUGGGGCGCAUGCAGGAGAGCGAGGCUGACUAUAUCGGGCUGAUGAUGAUGGCUGAGGCGUGCUAUGACCCGCGCGAGGCCGUCACUUUCUGGCAGAGGAUGGACCAUAUGCACCAGCAGAGCGAUAUUGAGGUCCCGGAGUGGGCGUCGACCCACCCGUCGAACCAGCACCGUAUCGAGCGCAUCACUGGGUGGCUGCCAAAGGCUAUGGAGAAGCGCGAGGCCAGUGACUGCCACGGCACACAAGGCUUCGCGGAGAUGUUUAGACGCGCAAUGGCGAGGGGAGACGUAAUGAGCGGUGGUAUGUAG